Colius striatus (speckled mousebird) is the source of this 4675-nucleotide messenger RNA. RefSeq names its product MAPK interacting serine/threonine kinase 2 (gene MKNK2). Lineage: Eukaryota; Metazoa; Chordata; Aves; Coliiformes; Coliidae. Bases 259 to 1671 code for a protein of 470 amino acids. The record is from RefSeq and is a predicted model, not a curated record. Gene Ontology annotation, biological process: protein autophosphorylation; intracellular signal transduction; peptidyl-serine phosphorylation. Gene Ontology annotation, molecular function: ATP binding; calcium-dependent protein serine/threonine kinase activity; calcium/calmodulin-dependent protein kinase activity. Gene Ontology annotation, cellular component: nucleus; cytoplasm. The transcript is spliced from 14 exons.
CGCGUUGCGGGCGGCGGCGGCGCGUCCCCCCGGCGCGGAGCGGAGCGGAGCGGGCGGUGGCGGUGCGGGGCUGCGGCACCAGCGGCUCCUCUGCGGGGCCGCGCCGGUCUCGGCCACCCCCCGGACUCCCCUCCGGCUCUGCCCGUCCCUCCGCUCCCCGCCCCCCGUUUUGGUUUUGGGUUUUUUUUCCGUCCCCCCCCCCCCCCCCCCCCAACUCCGUUUCUCUCAGCAACGCCCCCGCCGCCCCCCAGAAGCAAGAUGGUGCAGAAGAAAUCAGAGAUCCCGGGUUUCCACCGCUCCUUCAAGGGACAAAACCCCUUUGAUCUGGAGUUUGAUCAGUCCAACCACCUGGAGCCCGUCUUCAACUUCGAGUGCCCGGCCCGGCCCGAGAUGCCUUCGAGUCAACCCAUCGACAUCCCCGACGCCAAGAAAAGGAACAAGAAGAAGAAGCGCUGCAGAGCCACCGACAGCUUCUCGGGCAGGUUCGAAGAUGUUUACCAGCUGCAGGAGGAGGUGCUGGGGGAAGGGGCCCACGCCAGGGUCCAGUCCUGCGUGAACCUCAUCACCAACAAGGAGUACGCGGUGAAGAUCAUCGAGAAGCGCCUGGGACACAUCCGCAGCAGAGUGUUCCGCGAGGUGGAGAUGCUGUACCAGUGCCAGGGACACAGAAACGUCCUGGAGCUGAUUGAGUUCUUCGAGGAGGAGGAGAGGUUUUACCUGGUGUUUGAGAAGAUGAGAGGAGGCUCCAUCCUGACCCACAUCCACCGCAGACGCCACUUCAACGAGCUGGAGGCCAGCGUGGUGGUGCGGGACAUCGCCAGCGCCCUGCACUUCCUGCACAACAAAGGAAUCGCUCACAGGGAUCUAAAACCAGAAAACAUUCUGUGUGAGAGCCCAGACCAGGUGUCCCCAGUGAAGAUCUGUGACUUUGACCUGGGAAGUGGCAUCAAACUCAACGGCGACUGUUCCCCCAUCUCCACCCCGGAGCUGCUCACCCCUUGUGGCUCUGCCGAGUACAUGGCCCCAGAGGUGGUGGAGGCCUUCAACGAGGAGGCGUCGAUGUACGACAAGCGCUGUGACCUGUGGAGCCUGGGAGUCAUCCUGUACAUCAUGCUCAGCGGGUACCCGCCCUUCGUGGGCCACUGCGGCUCGGACUGCGGCUGGGACCGCGGCGAGGCCUGUCCCACCUGCCAGAACAUGCUCUUCGAGAGCAUCCAGGAGGGGAAGUACGAGUUUCCCGACAAGGACUGGGCACACAUCUCCUUUGGAGCCAAAGACCUCAUUUCCAAGCUGCUGGUGAGAGAUGCCAAGAAGCGGCUCAGCGCAGCCCAGGUCCUGGAGCACCCCUGGGUGCAGGGGUGUGCCCCAGAUAACACCCUGCCGACCCCCAUCAUCCUGCAGAGGAACAGCAGUGCCAAAGAGCUCACGUCCUUCGCCGCCGAGGCCAUCGCCGUCAACCGGCAGCUGACGCGGCGCGACGAGGACGAGGAGGAGGAGUUGGAGGAGGAAGCACGACCCAUUAUCAUCAAAGCUACCUCACGGGCCAUGCAGCUCUCCCCACCUUCCGAGUCCAAGCUGGCCAAGCGGCGGCAGAGGAGCAGCCUGGCCAAGGCCGUGGCCGCCGGGCAGCAUCUGGUGGCCCCGCUGGUCCUGGUGGCCGACCAAGCCUGAGCUGUGCCCCUCAGACCUGCUGUAGCCCGUGUUCCCCCUCCUCCUCCUUCCUCCCUUCCUUCCUUCCUUCCUUUCUUCCCCCCCCACCCCAAAACUCCACCAUUUCUGCGUAGUGACAAGAUCAGGACUCGUCCCUGUGGCUGGUUUCCAAGGUUUUGCUGAUCUUGUAGCUCUGGGGGUGGGAGGGGGGAAGGUUUUACUUGGUUUUUAAGGUGUUCAGUGGAGCAGGAGGUGGCUUCGCCCCGGGACACUCAAGGACACGUGACAGACACAGACUUUUGUUUCCCAGCUCUUGGCUUCUCCUCUGACAUUUCCCCCCCAGGCCCCUGGCACCAAAGGGCUCUUUGUGCCUGCGCUGCUGAGGGUUUCAGCUCAUUUCAUACUGUGAACAAAAGACCUUCGGGUCGCUUUCAGCAGGGGGAGCCGCGUUUUCACCUCACCCCCCACCCCCGGGAGCUGCAGGUCGUUCUCUGAUGGGGGGGGAGGCCCCACAAAUCCCCCCCUCCCGGGGGUCGAGGGUGGGGGCACCUCUGUCCUGUGUUUGGGGCUGGGGAGAGACGGUGCCAGCCAGGGAGCAGUGCCCCAUCCCACCAGCCACCCUCUCUCCUGGCAGCCUGCUUUCAGAAUAAGCUAUUCACCCCCUUUCUCCUUUUCUUUCCCACCUUUUUUUUAAUGACUGUUGGUUUUAAACUGCUGGCUGUGCUUCUCUGCAGGGCACUGACGUGUCUUCCUGCCCUCGCGCUGCGGCCGCCGGCUCCCGGGGUAAGCUCAGAGCUGGGGGAUGCACAGGCAGCGGGGCCGGGCUCCUGGUUCUGGCGUGGGGGGCUCACUGCUGGCUGAGCCUUUGUGGAGGUGUAAAGGGGAAUGAGGUGUCCAGGGCAGCUGGAGCAGGUAGAAAGUGUCCCUGUGGGAACAGCGAGGUGCUGUAUGGUCAGCAAAGGGCCCCUUGAGCAGUGUCGGGAGCUGCUGUGGGCGGUGGGACCCGGCCCGGCGCCGGGGUCUGGGGGCACAGAGGCACCGAGUGCCCCGGGGAGCAGCCUGGGGAGUGCUCAGGCUGGGGGAGCAGAGGGGCUGGGGGCUGCAGAGCUGGGCAGGGCUGUCCCUGCGUGCUGCCACGUGUGUGCACGGCAUCCCCCGCGCCUCGGGGAGGGAGGAACAGCGGCAGGGCCAGGGGAUGCUGAUGGGGACCCGUCCCGAGGGGUGAGCGGUGCCUGGAGUCAGGCUGGCCUCUGGCUCCCCCAGACCCCGCUGCCAGGGCAGCGCAUCCACCCCCUGCCCCGGCUCCUGCCCCCCGAGCUGUGCCGCUGCCGUCCCCGCUGCCCCUCGCAGGGAUCUCCCCUCCCAGCCCUGUGCUUUGAGCUUUAUCCGUUGAAGCGGCCGCCGCGGCCCGCUGUGCACACAGCUGAAGGCUCGGGGAGAUUUGCUCUGAGCUGGGGGAGUCGCUUCCCUGGGUCUUCACCUGAAGACAGUCCUUGUCUCUGGGGUGGGGGAAAAAAAGAGUUCUCCUUUUUGUUUUGAGACUGCUGACAGCAAUACUAUGCAAUAUGUGUUGGGUUUUGUUUCAGGGAGGUGUGUGUGAGUUCUCUGGGAGUUCAUGAUCUCGGGUGUUGACGGAGUUUGGGGCAGGGACAAUCUUUUCUCACCCUUCUUGGCCCAUCCAUGGGUCAGGGUGUGGGUCUCCCCCCUCCAAAACUGCCUCCACUCGUGGUCUGCCCUCUCCCCCCGGGCAGACCCUCCCCCCUCAGGCAGAGGCCUCCUCUAAAGGAAAGCAAGAAAAAACAAAUCUCCAUCGUGAUUGUACAUUGUUCCCUUCUCCAGUGGGUUUUGUUUUAUCACUUGUAGAUAAUUCCUCGUUGUCUUAUAUUAAGAAAUACUUGAAUGCUGUGCAGAGCAGUGCCUGGGGCUGCUGUGAGAGCUGCUGCUGUGAGAGCUGCCCCGCAGCCCCUCAGAACAAAGGGAGGAGUGGGAGGAGGAUGCUGGUGGGGACGGCUCUGGAGGUUGGUCCCCCCCCCUCUCUGUGCUUUGCUUGGCAAACUGAGCUUUCCCCCCUGUUCCAGGGGCCAGACGCUCCCGUGUGCGUGGGCUGGGACCCGUGGGCACGUGGGCACGUGUUGUGUGGGUGCCCUGGUCGGGUGCUGGGCGUGUUGGUGCCCCAGCAGCCUCAGCCCAGGCUCAGCCUGGUGUCUGGCCUCGGGGUGUCAGCUUGGCCGCAGAGCCGGGCGCUCCUGCUUGCAGCACGUUGGGAGCAGGGCCCCGAGGCCCAGCAGCUCUGCCGUGAGGGUCUGUGUGUUCAGAGGGGAUCUGGAACUGCCCCUGAGCUGGGGGAUGGCUGAAACGCCUCCAGCCCUGCCCCUGGGUCGGGGCCCUGCGGUGCCGGGGCCGGUGCUUCCCGGACAGAUGCUCCCUGACCCAGCUGUAACUCCCCUCACCCUCUCCUUCCUCUUUCAAAGCCUUUCUUCCCCCCGUAGAGCAUCUGUCUUGGAAACCAACUUCAAAAAAAAAGAUGUUUUGGGUUUGUUGUUGUUUUUUUUUAGCUGGAAGUUUUAAGUGUGUUGGCUUCCCCCUGCCCCCGCCAGCCCUGCCCCUCAGCGCCGCUUUACCAACCCACAGCCCUUUACUGUGAAGCUACAACUCUCUUGUUUUGGUUUUUGUUUUUUGUUUUAAAUCAAAAGAGAGGGAGAAACGUUUUUCUCUCCCCUUUACAAUGGAUGAAGACUGCCAAAGCUGGUGGGCCAGGAGUCACGCUGAGGCACUGGUGGUGGCUGGUGGCAGGGCAGCCCCUGCCCCGGGAGCUGCUGCACGAGCAAAAAGCUGAACAGAGCAAAAAGCCCUUCACCAGGGGGAAAAAGGAAAAGAAAAAACCACCCCACAAAAACAAGCACUUUACUGUAUGUACCAGGUGACACUGAUACAGCUCAACUGAAGUUUUCCUUUAUAACAAUUGUUGAUGCCAGAAUUUUGUAUUCUGUUUUGUAAGAAUUUAAUAAAAACGCAUUGAGAGCUG